AUGGAGCCAUAUUUUGCUGGUUUUAAGCACAAGCAGCAGGACUAUGAAGUCACUCUUGAGCUCACAAGUGAAGAGACUCAAAAAACUAAAAAUGCACAAAAUUCUAGGACGGGGUCUUAUGGUGUCAGCAUUAGAGUCCAAGGAAUCGAUGGACAUCCUUACAUAGUACUGAACAAUACAGAAGGCUGUUUGCCAGAAAAUAUUCCUCCUCCUGGAAAAGAACAGCAGGUCAUUCCUCAGACUGCAAGCAAGCCAGCCGCAGACUCCAAUACUGCCUCUAAGUUGGAGGACAAAAUCAGUGAACGUACAAAAUUUGCUGGAACACAGCUCAUGCAACCCUCUGUGCCUAAAAAACUGAAGAUAACCAAUGUGAAUGAAAAGGAAAGUGGAAUGCCAGAUUUUAAAGAUGAAUCUGUGAAAUCUUCAAAUUUGUUGAAUUUUCAAAGACAUCCUGAACUUUUGCAGCCUUAUGAUCCUGAAAAAAAUAACUUGAACUUGGAUAAUUGCCAGUCUUCUGUGUGCAGCAAAUCUAAGUCUUUUGCAGAUGAAAAAAUGGAAGCAAAACCUUGGAUUUCCUCAUCUAAAGUAACAUCCCUACAGAAAACAAAUACGUACCCUGCCGAGCCAACCAAAGCAAAUUCAAAAAAAAUACAUCCAAACAGAUCAGUAGAAGAUCCAAAGAAGCAGCUGCAGGAUUGUCCCAGUAGCACAAUGAGCCCCAGUGAUGUGUGUGUUUCAGAGUCAUUUUCACCUGCAGGAGGAUCCCCCUGUGUUAGUCCCACUGCUUAUCCUGAGACAAGGAAACCUAGACCAGAUGUUCUUCCCUUCCGCAGGCAAGAUUCAACUGGGCCAGUAUUGAAUGACUCCCGAAGAUCCUCAUCCUCAUCAGCUACUCCCACUUCUGCAAAUUCCUUGUACAGAUUUUUACUGGAUGACCAAGAGUACGCCAUCUACGCGGACAACGUUAACCGGCAUGAAAACAGGAGAUACAUUCCAUUCCUGCCAGGAACUGGUCGUGAUAUUGACACUGGUUCACUUCCGGGUGUAGAUCAGCUAAUUGAAAAGUUCGAUAGGAAAGUUGAUGCUCACAGAAGAGGCAGAUCAGGAAAAAGGAACAGAAUUCAUCCAGACGAUCGUAAAAGGUCAAGAAGUGUUGAUAGUGCCUUGUCAUUAGGACUUGAUGUAAAUUCAGAUUAUUUAGGUGAAUUCAGUAAAAGCUUGGGUAAGUCAACUGAGCACUUGCUAAGACCAUCUAAAGUUUGCCUUCACCAGCAGUUUUCCAGAGAUCAAAAUUCACCUUCCAAAGAGACGAAGAUUUCUGCUCGAAGUAUUGAAAAACUGCAAAUGCCCAAUAAAGACACUCAGAGCAGCAGUUUCAGCUCUUUGCAACACCAUAAACAGAACGGAGCAGAUACAGAGAGCUUGAUGGGUAGGUCAGCUACACUCCCAGGACAGAGUAAGAGAGAGGAGGUUAAAACAGUAACUUCUACUUUGUUGUUGCCAAACCGAGUUACAAUUACACCUGAAUCAGGAGCCAAGAAGAUUUCUGUAAAAACAUGUUCAUCUGUCCCUAAUAUACAGGCAACUCCUGAUCUCUUAAAAGGCCAGCAAGAUCUUGCACAGCAAACAAAUGAAGAGACUGCUAAGCAGAUACUUUACAAUUACCUUAAGGAAGGAAGUCCUGAUAACGACGAUGCAACAAAGAGGAAAGUGAACUUGGUUUUUGAGAAAAUUCAGACAUUAAAGUCAAGAGCUGCUGGAAAGACGCAGGUUUCAGAUUCUUCGGCUGAAGUAAAAGCAUUGGUGGAACAAAAAGCAGAACUUGAAAGGAAAGUGGAAGAGUUGGAAAAAAAACUGGAUCUGGAAAUUAGGAAUCAGCAAAAUUCCAAAGAAGAGAGAGAUGCCACACGAGCAAGUCUGAAAGAUCUUCAGUUGCAGCUUGAUCAAAGUAUAUGUGAAAAGGAAGCAUUGAAAAAGCAGCUGGAAGAAAACGAGAAGGAACUCAGGCAAAACCUGGAGGAGCUUUUUCAAGUGAAGAUGGAGCAGGAAAAACACCAGACUGAGAUCAGAGAUCUUCAAGACCAGCUCUCUGAGAUGCAUGAUGAACUGGAUAACGCGAAACACACCGAUGAAGGGGAGAAAGAGAUUCUGAUUGAGGAGCUGAUGCAAAUGAAGCAGGAUCUGCAAGAAGUAUUAUUAGCAAAAGAUCAACAAGAAGAGAUUUUGAGAAAGAGAGAGAGAGAGCUCACAGCUUUGAAAGGAGCACUUAAAGAAGAAGUAUCCAGCCAUGACACAGAGAUGGAUAAACUUAAAGAGCAACAUGAUAAAGAAUUGCUGGAUCUUCGACAGAGCCUGGAGAAAGCUACAGAGAGUGCUGCUGUCCUUGCAAGUGAAAAAAAUGCUGCACAAGAGGAGCGAAAUAGUGUAGAAAAUCAAGUCAAAGAGCUGAUUGAGGAAAAUGAACAACUGAAGAGAACACUUACUGAGCUAGAGAGGAAAAUUGAGGAGCUGCACAAACAAAUUGAUAUUAUGAAAGGAGAAGAAAAUUCACUGAAGGAAAAAUUAAAGACAUAUGAGGAAGAGAAGCAACAAUUAGAAGAAGCUUUGAAACAUGCUGAAAAGGAGGGAAAAGAGUUGUUAGUGUUCAAAGCUGCUUUGGAAAGCCAGCUAGAAGAUAUGCAGGAGAACAUCCAUUGCAUUUCACAGGAGCGACAGCAGUUAAGUCAGCAAUUAAAAGAUGAAACUCAGCAGAAGGAGCAGUUGAAGCAGACAAAGAAUGAAAUGGAGAAUGAACGAUUGCAACUGAGCAAGACUGUUGAGAAGUUACAGGAGGAGAUGUCUGAAAUGGUGGAGAUCUCAAGAACAUCAACUCUGGAGCUUCAGACCCAGCUUGAUGAAUACAAGGAAAAAAAUCGCAGGGAAUUUGUAGAUCUGCAGAGACAAUUAAAGGAGAAAAACAUUGAGGUAGAAAAAUCACGCCUGAUGAACAUAAGAAUGCAAGAUGAGAUGCGUCUGAUGGAAGAAAACCUGAGGGACCACCAGAGAGCUCAGGAUGAAGCCAUAACAAAAACUCAGUUAUUGGAACAGACUGUGAAAAGCUUGGAGUAUGAACUGGAAGCCAAAAACCACUUAAAGGACGAUCGGGCAAGACAAAUCAAACUAAUGGAGGACAAGUUGUCUCACCUGGAACUUGAGCUUGAUGAAGAAAAGAAUAAUUCAGAUUUGUUGUCUGAAAGGAUCAGCAGGUGCAGAGAACAGAUUGAACAAAUGAGGACAGAGCUACUUCAGGAAAGAGCUAUAAAGCAGGACCUGGAGUGUGACAAGAUUUCGUUGGAAAGACAGAACAAGGACUUGAAGAGCCGAAUCCUUCACCUGGAGGGUUCUUACCGAUCCAGUAAGGAGGGACUUGUUGCUCAGAUGGAGGCAAGGAUUACAGAGCUGGAAGAACGGCUUGCAAAUGAAGAGAGGGAUAGAAUCAAUUUCCAGCUAAGUAACCGCAGACUUGAGAGAAAAGUGAAGGAGUUAAUGUUGCAAGUAGAUGAUGAACAUCUGUCACUGACUGACCAGAAGGACCAGUUGAGUUUGCGUUUGAAAGCAAUGAAACGUCAAGUUGAAGAAGCUGAAGAAGAAAUAGACAGACUGGAAAAUGCUAAAAAGAAACUUCAGAGAGAACUUGAAGAGCAACUAGACAUAAAUGAACAAUUGCAAGGACAGCUUAACACUGUGAAGAAAGAAUUAAGUAGACUGAAGAAGACACCAAGUAAAGUGUUGGCUGAUUCUGAUGAUGAUGAUGAUGACGAUGAUGAUUUCAGCACAGAUGGUGAUAGUCUCUGUGAAGUAUCUUCAGGAAAUAAUUUGUCAAAAGAUGAUGACACAAAAAUCUAA
Messenger RNA from Cinclus cinclus, 3885 nucleotides. It is a transcript of the gene CGNL1, whose product is annotated as cingulin like 1. The record is from RefSeq and is a predicted model, not a curated record. Gene Ontology annotation, cellular component: myosin complex. The transcript has 18 exons. NCBI's taxonomy places the organism in Eukaryota, Metazoa, Chordata, Aves, Passeriformes, Cinclidae. The coding region runs from base 1 to 3885 and encodes 1294 amino acids.